Cavia porcellus (domestic guinea pig) is the source of this 5322-nucleotide messenger RNA. It is a transcript of the gene Fgf12, whose product is annotated as fibroblast growth factor 12. The transcript has 6 exons. Gene Ontology annotation, molecular function: sodium channel regulator activity; growth factor activity. Gene Ontology annotation, biological process: regulation of voltage-gated sodium channel activity. NCBI's taxonomy places the organism in Eukaryota, Metazoa, Chordata, Mammalia, Rodentia, Caviidae. The record is from RefSeq and is a predicted model, not a curated record. Gene Ontology annotation, cellular component: cytoplasm; nucleus. The coding region runs from base 287 to 832 and encodes 181 amino acids.
GGAGCGGGAGGCGGCCAGCAGGGGGGGACGCCGUGCGCAUGCGCGCCAGCGCCCAGGCAAAUCGCUGUCCAUCCAGGAGCGAAGUGGGAUGAUCUGUCACUACACCUGCAGCACCACGCUCGGGGGACAGCUCCUGCUCGCAGCUUCCAGACCCAGGAAGCCUGAAGGGAAGGAAGGAAGUACGGGCGAAAUCAUCAGAUUGGCUUCCCAGACUUGGGGAUCUGAAGCGGGCCCACAUCUUCCGGCCAACUUCUAUUGAACUUCCAAGCACUCGAAAGGGACCGAAAUGGAGAGCAAAGAACCCCAGCUGAAAGGAAUCGUGACAAGGUUAUUCAGCCAGCAGGGAUAUUUCCUGCAGAUGCACCCAGAUGGUACCAUUGAUGGGACCAAGGACGAAAACAGUGACUACACUCUCUUCAAUCUAAUUCCCGUGGGGCUGCGUGUGGUGGCCAUUCAGGGGGUGAAAGCCAGCCUCUAUGUGGCCAUGAAUGGUGAAGGUUAUCUCUACAGCUCAGAUGUUUUCACUCCAGAAUGCAAAUUUAAGGAAUCUGUGUUUGAAAACUACUAUGUGAUCUACUCUUCCACGCUGUAUCGCCAACAAGAAUCAGGCCGAGCGUGGUUUCUGGGACUCAAUAAAGAAGGUCAAAUUAUGAAGGGUAACAGAGUGAAGAAAACCAAGCCUUCAUCACAUUUUGUACCAAAACCUAUUGAAGUGUGUAUGUACAGAGAACCAUCACUACAUGAAAUUGGAGAGAAGCAAGGGCGUUCGAGGAAAAGUUCCGGAACACCAACCAUGAAUGGAGGCAAAGUUGUGAAUCAAGAUUCAACAUAGCUGUGAACUCUUUCCUUCUUCCCUCAUCAUCCCUUCUCCUUCCCUCCCUUUACCCUCCCCAUUUUCUGCCAAUAAAUUUCACCCAAGGAGAGAAAAUUAAAAUGGCAAUGCAGGACCUAGUAGCUAAGAUUCUGCACAGAAAAUUUCCCUUGUUUAGGAAAAGAAAAUUGCACCAAAGCUUGCCUGUUGCAAUGUGGUAGAAAAUUCACAUGCACAAAGAUUAGCACAAAUAAAAGCAAAGGAAAAAAAAAUAAAUCAGGACUCCACAAACAGUAAUUUAAACUGUGUUGUUAUUACUAGAGGGCUAAUUGUAACGAAUGCAUAAGUAUAAUAAAGAUAAAAUACAGUUAUUAAAGAAAGGGUCAUGGAGAAUUGAAUUUAGAGAUUGAUGUUAGACUCUAACGUGAACUGGGUAAUACUGUGAUGUGUGCUUUUGUUUGAUUUUGUAUUUCCUUUGGGCAUCUGGAAUUGACACAAUUACAUCCUGUUUCUAGGGUUUUUUUAAACCAUAAAACUAAAUAUGUAUGAAUGAUACUAUUGCAGUGCUUAUAUAGUAUGGAGCCAGGAACCAUUUAACAUCAAGAAAACUUUAAAAAUGACUCUUGAAACUGUUAAGAUUUCUUUUGCAAAUGAAUGCUCCUAUGUUGAAUCUAAUGGUAUUCAGUGACUUAGCCCCUUCAUGAAAAGUUUCAGAUUCUUGUAAGAGAUACCAUAUUUUUAUCAAAGGUACAGAUCCAGAGUCUCAUUUAUUUUUGGCCAUUUAAAAAAGCAGUUACUGUCAUAAUUCUGAAGUAAAACCUGGCCAUUCUAGGUCAUUACUAUGUCCAGGCAGUAAGGUAUAAACUACUUGGCCUUACCUUUUGAGCUUAUUUUCUGUUUUGUGAACUCAUUUGAGAGUAUCAUGUGUAUGUCUAGCUGUCUCAGAGAGUUUUGUACCAUAUCUUGCAGCAGGAAAGGAGAAAAACACAUUUUAUAUAAGAAAAUAAGUCUGAGGAAAUUCAGUAAAAAGUGGAUUUGCCUUUGUACUCUGCUGCAGUUUUGUGUACAUAAGAUUUCCAAACUCUACGGGAAAUCCAAAGGCAUGGUUGUGAAAUUCCUAACUUAAUGUCUCAGGAAGACAGUGGGUUUUUGUUGAGUAUAUUCUCAUUUGUAAGUCUAGUUGAGAGAAGGGUCCUAGUGGCACAAUGAAUUUUUAAGGACAGACAGAAACUAUAUGGAAUUAGCAGCUAUGACUCCAACCGAUGGAGUUAUGAGUGGCCUGAGGUACUGAGAAAGAACUCAGUAUAGAAGCAAGCAAGCACACAGUUAGGAAUACCAAGGUAUUAGAAAAAUGCUAGCAAAGAAACAAAUGUAACAUAAUUACAUUGGACUUAAAAGAUACUUAGCCCUACAAACCAAGAAUGGUAUAGAGAUAUCCAAAUUCAAACAAAAUAAACCAGAAUGUUUAAAAUGUAUGCAGAUUUAUGGGUAUUAUUAAUAAGAAGAUUAGCAUGUAACUUCUCCUAUAUCUCUACUGUCCAGCAUGUACUGUUCCAAUUACAACUACCUAAAAUAUAUACACUUUGCUGAAACGCUAGGCCCUCACCUGAAACCUUGCCAUUGGUCACUAUGUUCUUUCAAGAUUGACAUAGCCUCCUUCACUCUACACAAUCAGUAUCCUUCAGCAGUGGUUCUUGUCCUUCACUAAGUUCCCUACUUCACCUUAUCAGGAGGUUAGGAGAAGAAUAAAUGGAAUAAUUUGGCUAAUAAGUUCGAAGAGUAAACAUCCACACAUCUAGCCAGAGAUUUUGAACACGUAUUUAUAAGAGGUACUUGUUAGAUCAAAAUACUUUGGAAGUUACAAAUGAAUAUAUUUAGAUUAAAACAACAACUACUAUUAAGAAGAAUCCUAUUUUUCUAGGAAAAAAAAAGCUACCCUUGGAGAAAAUGAGGAUGUGUGUACAUUUUCCUUGUUACUUAUGAUUCAAUUUGAUUAUGAAUACAUCUGUAACUUCCAGGAACAAAAAAAUCCCAAGCACAAGGGCUUAUUUUUCAAAAUGAUCAAGAAAGCUUAGAGGUCACAGUCUCUUUUAGCAUGAAAUGAGCAGAGCUUUUGUGGUGAUGCACAUAUACCCCUCACAGAGCUGCUGUUCACAAGUAACACAACUGAGGGAAUCCACACUCAUUUACCCUAACAAUCAAUGACACUAACAUACAAUGGAUUGUAUCUAGCCCACUUAAUUCUGAAAAGAUAUGCUAGAGGCAUGAAUCCAACAAAAUCUCUUCUUCUAUUUUCAGUGGGUGUCUGUCAUUUAACAUUUAUAGUCCUCCUUUCUGAGAGCUCAUUCAAACUGGGGAUAGAAUUCAGUGGGGGAGACUUUUUUUUUUUAGCAUGCAGGAAGCCUUGGUUUUAACCCUCAGUACUGGGGGGAGAAAUCUUCUAUCCAACCAAUCUAUAUAUAUUCUCCAUAGGAUGUUAAGUAAAUAUUCUGUGCAGAGAAAUGCUUUGGAAAUUUGUUUUAUUCAUAACUUGUUUCAGAGAAUCAGUUGGAAACCUCAUAUUUCUUUUGCACAUAAGCUUGACAAAAUUAUGAUCUAGAACACAAAAUAAAUGUUCAACAGCAGCUUGUUUUAUAAAUACAUUUAUCUCUUUAAUGGGAAGAGUCAGUAUUUACUGUGUUCCUAAAAUAUUACCAAUAUAAAUCUAAUUAUCCAAUUCCCUCCAACAAUGUGAAUUAGGGUUUAACAGUUAUAAUACUUUGUUCUUCAAGGUUAUCAUAAUAAGAUUUUUACUUUGAUUUUCAUUGUUCUAAUUUUCUGGGUCUUAAACUCAUUUAUCACAUAUUCAAUUUUAAGUGGAACAAACUUUUUGAAAUGCAUUGAAAUACUCCUAGGGGGAAAAAUGGUGUUUAGUAGAAAUUUAAUACUAGCUCUGUAAAUACAAGUUAAGGGAAGGUCACUGCAAUGUGCUUCAGAAUCACUGGGUUUGAGACUGAAAACAAAACUUUAAAAUUUAGAGUCUUACAAAAUAGCCUGCUGGUCAAGGUGCUUUGUUUUUAAGCUAAAAAUUGGAGAUAUAGAAAGAAAAAGUGCUGGUGUUCCAUUUGUUUUGAGGUUUUGUGUUUCAGGGAACCAGAAGAUAGCCAGCUGUCCUAUUCUUGGUCAUGUUAACAGUUUUGACUUUGAAGUAUACAUAUGAAAUUCAUAACAUUUAACCAUCAUGAUUUGGCACAAUAAAGAGACAUCAUGUAAUUCAGUGUGAUUCUUUUGGGGCCUCUUUCUCUGUUAAACAUGUUUUCUUAGAAAACAUGAUUCAAGAACCUUGCAGUUAAGACAAUGACAAGGUUAUAGCUGGAUAAUCUAAAUCUGUGGCACUGAGGUGCCACUAAUAAGACAUGAGAGUAUUAAAACAAGAGUAAAGGAAGAAGAGUGAUCGAUGGUUGUGUUUUUAAAAGGCUGAAGGCCCUAAUGUAGGGUCGCUGGUUUCUUGGUGAAGAAUAAUGGUUUUAACAUAGACCCAGCAAUAUCAAAUUCUUUCCCCCUCGUGGCUUAGUCGGCAAGGCCUUGCUCUUAAGAAAGUUUCCCAUGACAUUGCUUGAGUUCAUCUGCACAGGGUGACACAGUCAAACACAAAUUCCCUGUUCAUUUUACCAUCAUUAAAGGAUGAGGUUAUUCUCUGUCAUAAAAUUGUAAAUAGGAUUUUUUAAAGUCAGAAUCACACUUAAAACAGUGGAUUGUUCUACAAAUAUAUAUGUAUAUAUAACAUAUGCUUCCUAGAUGAGAUAUAUUAUAUAGAGUUUAUAUUUGAUUUGUGGUCUUUAGUCAUAGGUAAUCAAAAUAAAGAGAUUUGAAUGCAAAACUUUAUAUAUAAAUGUAUAUUUCUAAUGACAGUACAAAUUGUCACUUUAUAUUGAAAAAGAAAUACGUGGGAACAAUGAUCAAAGCACAUAUUCUGUCAAAACUUCAAUGAUUUUUAAUUCCCUCUAACUCAGAGAUAAUUUUUAUUUCUAAAACGUUAUCUUGAAAAGUUCUACUUCCCAAUACAGACUCUAUGAUAAGUUAUGUGGAUUGAAAAUUUAUGGUUCGGUGUCUGGAAAAGAAAGUUACAUGUUGAUCUUUAUUUGUCAGGAUUUUUCUGAAGCCCAAGUGAAAAAUUCAAUAUUUAAAUUCAAACUGUGUGAAGCUUAGGGAUGUUUUGGGAGGAUAUACUGAUCAUCAGUACCAAACAGAAACAAAAAUAAGAACAUUUUCCAUGACCAUAGCAUUAAAGUAAUGUUCUAAGCAACACUGCAUCAUUAAAUGUUUUAUUAGUUGGAAAGAAUGAGCUGAUAUUUGUUGGUGUUUGCUCCAAGCACAAUUUAAAGACAGUGUGUCCUUCAUUUUAUUCAAAAUUGUUCAAAAAGUCUAAAAUAUAUUCCUGUAAGUAGAAUUGGUACUAGUUCCAUUUCAAGGUUAAAUGUUACAAUCUUAAAUUGACACUGAAAUGUUUAAUAAACAUGUUACAUGAGAAA